ACACCAAUCCACUCUUCCCCUUUUUUCUCCACUCCCCUCUGCUGUCCCCACCCCAGAUUCCCGUGCAAUUUUCCCCAAUCCCAAACACUUAAUUGAGCAAUUGGGAUUCCUCACGUGUGGGCUGAUUUGUAGUUUGAACACGUGGCUCAUUCAAAAAAGCCGGAAUAGCGGAGGAUUUUUUUCUCCCCCCUUCUUCUUCUUCUUAUUCUAGGCUCUAGACUUAGAGGCGGGCGCCAGCCUUACCGUGUGUGACAUUCUCUGUCUCUUUGCCAAGGGGUUUGGAGGAAGACACAAAGUAGUUUCUCCUCCUUUUCACCCAGCCCGCCAUCGUUUGGAGACACCAGAUUAAUAAUUGAGCAUUUAUUUAUUGCGCGAUAGAGACAGAGGGGCGAGUGAGAGCGAACGCACUGUGAGGCUGCCAGUUUAAAUCUAUCUGUGGCUUGAACGACCGGGAAGCACGCCACAGCCACUCCGUAGUAGUAAAGGCGAUUUAGGCUACUCCAAACACUGCACGUCCGUGAGUGCAACUAACUAUCUCUCCCUCAGCGUAAAGAUUGUCCCUUUUCGGCGCACAACAUGAAUAAGCUAUACAUUGGCAACGUGAGCGCCGAGGCGAGCGAGGAGGACUUCGAAACUGUCUUUGAGCAGUGGAAGAUUCCGCACAGUGGUCCAUUUCUUGUCAAAACUGGCUAUGCGUUUGUGGAUUGCCCGGACGAGAAGGCUGCAAUGAAGGCCAUCGAUAUUCUAUCAGGUAAAGUUGAACUUCAUGGGAAACUUAUCGAAGUGGACUACUCUGUCCCUAAACGUCUAAGGAGCUGUAAGCUGCAGAUCAGGAACAUCCCGCCUCACAUGCAGUGGGAGGUUUUGGAUGGUAUGCUUGCUCAGUAUGGGACAGUAGAGAGCUGUGAACAAGUAAACACUGACACAGAGACUGCAGUAGUCAAUGUUCGAUAUGCAGCCAAGGACCAGGCCAGGCUGUCGAUGGAGAAGCUUAAUGGAUCUAUGAUGGAGAACUAUGCCUUGAAAGUAUCUUAUAUCCCAGAUGAGACCGCUGUCCAAGAAGGUCCUUCAGCAGGAGGCAGGAGAGGCUUUAACGCUCGUGGACCCCCUCGUUCUGGUUCUCCAGGUCUGGGAGCCCGGCCCAAAGUGCAGUCAGACAUCCCGCUGCGCAUGCUUGUUCCCACGCAGUUUGUGGGGGCAAUCAUCGGCAAGGAGGGCGCCACAAUCCGCAACAUCACCAAACAGACCCACUCAAAGAUCGACAUCCAUAGGAAAGAGAACGCUGGCGCAGCAGAGAAGCCCAUCACGAUUCACUCGACCCCUGAAGGCUGUUCGAGCGCUUGUACGACCAUCAUGGAGAUCAUGCAGAAGGAGGCCGUCGACACAAAGUUUACUGAGGAGAUCCCACUGAAGAUACUUGCACACAACAACUUCGUCGGAAGAUUAAUUGGGAAGGAAGGACGCAACCUGAAGAAAAUCGAGCUGGAUACGGGAUGCAAGAUCACAAUUUCACCUCUGCAGGACUUGACUCUGUACAACCCUGAGCGGACCAUCACAUUGAAGGGCUCCAUCGAGGCGUGCUCAAGAGCCGAGGAGGAGGUGAUGAAGAAGAUCAGGGAAUCGUAUGAUAGUGACAUGGCUGCUAUGAACCUCCAGUCCAACCUGAUCCCCGGCUUGAAUCUGAACGCUCUAGGUUUGUUUCCUGGUGGAGGACCAGGCAUGGGUCCAUCAAUGCCCAGCGUCCCACCUCCUGGAGCCCACGGUGGAUGCCCGUCAUUUGGAUGCAGUCCUUAUGGGGGCGAGGGGCCAUUUUGGGCUUCUAUGCUGUCGGCGAGCAGCCAGCCCCUCGCUCAGGGACAACCGGAGUCGGAGACGGUUCACCUUUUCAUCCCGGCCCUCGCGGUAGGAGCCAUCAUCGGAAAACAGGGUCAACACAUCAAACAGCUAUCACACUUUGCCGGAGCCUCAAUCAAAAUUGCCCCUGCAGAAGGACUGGAUCCCAAACAGAGGAUGGUUAUCAUCGUGGGUCCACCAGAGGCUCAGUUUAAGGCUCAGUGUCGCCUCUUUGGCAAGCUGAAAGAGGAGAAUUUCUUUGGACCCAAGGAGGAGGUGAAGCUGGAGGCGCACAUCAAGGUUCCCUCCUUCGCUGCUGGACGAGUCAUCGGGAAAGGAGGAAAAACGGUAAAUGAGCUUCAGAACCUGACUUGUGCAGAAGUGGUGGUGCCCAGAGACCAGACGCCCGAUGAGAACGACCAAGUUAUAGUAAAGAUCAGUGGACACUUCUUUGCAUGCCAGUUGGCCCAGAGGAAGAUUCAGGAGAUCCUGGCUCAGGUGAGAAGGCAGCAGCAGCCCAAGCCUUCAUCUGGAGCCCAAACUCCAAUCCCCCGCAGGAAGUAAGGAUCCAGCGGACCUGGAGGAACGGUGACCGAAUCUGCCAGAAGCCUCGACAGAUUGGACAGAUGCAGCGGAGUCCAAGGGGGGAGAACGAGAAGACGACAAGGGGUUGUGUAGCGCUCAUCUCAGGGGUCAAAGGUUAUCGGAAACCCAACCAAACACCCGCCCCUCUUUGUCGUAUAUGAAGAACUUUCAAGUGGGGCUGAUAAGAGACCCUAGGCCUCUAAGCCCUCCGCCCCACCUCACCUCUCUGCAUCUCUGUGAGAAUGUACUUCUGAGGGCUCCCAACAACGUCACCCGCCCUCACACAUACACACCCCUCGACCGCUCUCCUCUCCCCUCCACCACGGGUGUGUUCAAUUAAUUUUUGUCCUCUUUUGACACUACAAACAGAAGAAAUAAGGAUCCCCCCCCCCCCCC
Messenger RNA from Labrus bergylta (ballan wrasse), 2814 nucleotides. RefSeq names its product insulin-like growth factor 2 mRNA binding protein 3 (gene igf2bp3). Gene Ontology annotation, molecular function: mRNA 3'-UTR binding. Gene Ontology annotation, cellular component: cytoplasm; cytosol; nucleus. Gene Ontology annotation, biological process: regulation of gene expression; nervous system development. Lineage: Eukaryota; Metazoa; Chordata; Actinopteri; Labriformes; Labridae. The record is from RefSeq and is a predicted model, not a curated record.